Messenger RNA from Patiria miniata (bat star), 2475 nucleotides. It is a transcript of the gene ciapin1, whose product is annotated as anamorsin homolog. Gene Ontology annotation, molecular function: iron-sulfur cluster binding. Lineage: Eukaryota; Metazoa; Echinodermata; Asteroidea; Valvatida; Asterinidae. The coding region runs from base 185 to 1084 and encodes 299 amino acids. The transcript has 10 exons. The record is from RefSeq and is a predicted model, not a curated record. Gene Ontology annotation, cellular component: cytoplasm. Gene Ontology annotation, biological process: iron-sulfur cluster assembly.
CGUACGCGUACGAUGAGGUUGCGGAAAAUGUGUUCAGUCACGUACGCACAAAAACAAUAAAGUAAUUUCGUGGUCUUUGAAGUACGUAGCAUUUUAAUCAUCAAACCAAACACACCGGAAAGAAAUUUGUUCUAAAUAUUCUCCUGUCACUGUACUGCUAAUAUUGGUAGCCGUCAAAUUCGUCAUGGAGUCUAUCCUCAGUAGUGGGCAACGAAUUCUCCUGACAUGGGGCGAAGGACAGGCCCCUGAAGGCAUCAAGGCAGCGGUGGAGGGGUUGGGCGCUGGGCUUGGGCAGAGUGGCAAAAUGCAAGUGGAGAACAUUGAUAGACUAGUCCUUGCUGCGCAUAAAAAGUCAACAUUUGAUGUGGCUUUGCUAGGAGCUGUCAACCCUCCCUCUGUCAUACACACCAUGGACCACUUUGCUGAGGUGGCUAGAAUACUAAAGCCCAGUGGGAGGCUGUACAUCAGAGAGCAGACCAUCCAUACAGAGAAUGGACCAGGCAGGACGAGGGAGAAACUCGUGUCUGUUCUCAAGGUGGCUGGGUUUGUGGACAUCAAGGAGCCUAAAACACCCCUGUUAAAUCCUACCUCACAAAGCACGGACAAUGGUACGGACAGCGUGAUUGAGCUGUGUUGCAGCAAUCCAGCAUUUGAAGUCGGAUCAACAGUUGCGUUACCUCUGUUUGCAAAGAAGAUGGCAACCACAGAGAAGCCAAAAGCAGAAGCCAAGAAGGUGUGGACGCUGUCUGCGUUUGACAUGGCCGAUGAUGACGUGGAAUUAAUUGACUCUGAUAAAUUACUUGAAGAGGAAGAUUUCACCAAACCUGACCCCAGCUCACUGAAAGCUGAAUGUGGUCCAAACUCUGAAAAGAAGAAGGCAUGCAAAAACUGUACAUGCGGGUUUGCAGAGGAGUUGGAAGAAGGGACAGCAAAGGUUGCUACAAAGUCGGUCACCUCGUCCUGUGGAAGUUGCUAUCUCGGUGAUGCCUUCCGUUGUUCCAGCUGCCCGUAUCUCGGCAUGCCUGCUUUCAAACCUGGAGAGAAGAUCACGCUCAGUGACCGACAGCUCAACCCUGACCUCUGAUGACCUGACCUCUGGUGACCCGACCUCUGGUGACCUGACCUCUGAUGACCUUACCCCUGAUGAACUGACCUAUGACCUUCAAUUGGCUGAACUUUCUCUGGCCUUCGAUUAUUCAUCUUAGCUUAACCCAUUAAAGGGAACAGUUUUGUCAAGGAUGCACCCUUUUGGCUCAAAAAUGCGCUUCUAAGAAAAUGAUCAUAAUUGGAAAGAUCUUUGAAAAGUACACUAUGAGCAUUUACACAACUGUACCUUAAUAAUUGUAGGCCUUUCUUUGAAGAAUUUGGGUCACAGAAUUUGGGUCCUCAGAAGUCUUGAUUGCAGUCACACAUGUUUUUUUCUGACCUGAUAUCAAACAGCAAAUUGUGAUAUGCAUUUAAGCAGAUGCACUCUACAAAGGAGCUUUACUCAAGCUUUACACAUCCGAAAGGGGUUUUCAUAGUGAUGGGAUUUAAAUCUGGAUUUUUUUAAAUUUUAAAUUCCACUAUUUCGUUUUGAUUUUGGAAACCUUUACCAUAAAAAAACAUCAAGCCUACCUUUGAUUUUACCACAGGCUAAAGACAACAACUGGAACAUCCCCACUUUUGCUUCAUGGUCUCUGAUUGUUAUUACAUUCACUUGCUACUUGGUAUGUGAAUAGCCUGCCAAUUUGACGUAUCAGAGUUUCCACCCAUUUUUCAACAUUAAGCUCUGUAGUGUUUCUGUAUAAUAGCCCAGUGGUCAUUGAACCUGCAAACUAUACCCAAUCAUUGGGAGGGCAUUACAUGUGGCACCUCACUCCUCACUUUUGGGUUGCAUGACUGUGAAUUGGAUGGGAAGUUCUGAUGAAAUCAGAAAGCAUUAUGUGGUUUGAAAAAAAAUUAGGAUCACCGGAUUUUGAAAUCUCUGAUUUGUCCCACCACUAGUUGUUCAACAUUUUAUCCGUAAAUCAUGUUGAUUUUCUGUGAUCGCGACCUUUGACAUAAUGCCUGUGAGCAAUAUGAAACCCUUAAUGUUGGUGAUCUUUGAACAAAAAUUCAACUGUAACUUAAACAUUAGCCUAUAGACUGCUACAUAUUGUUCCAACAAGUGUUUAAAAGGAUGUGAAAAAAAUUCUUAUGUUGGAAAAAAGAUGUCCAUUCUGUUUAUACGAAAAGUAAUAUGUAUAUUAUAUUAAUACAAUAAAAAAAAAUUAAAAAAUUAGUCUCACAUUUUUUUUUGCAUUUUAAAAGUAGAAGAUGUCAGAAACACUGGAUUUACCAGUUGUCAAUCAAACUAUUCGAAUUACAACAAUCCACCAUACUAUUAGAGCAAAAUUACGAAUGUAUUCUUUAUUGUUACAUUGGGUAAUGCAACGAUAACCAUUGUUACUAAUGUAUUACUCAGUGAAAUAGAUGGCACCUAUUUGAAAUCAU